AUGAUGACCAAGGAGCUCUCCAAACAGACUAUCCUGUCCCCACCCCCAGACUAUCCCACCCCACCCCCAGACUUUCCCACCCCCACGCCCCCAGACUAUCCUGUCCCCACCCCCAGACAAUCCCACACCACCCCCCAGACUAUCCUGUCCCCACCCCACAGACUAUCCCACCCCCACCCCACAGACUUUCCCACCAACACCCCCCAGACUAUCCUACUAUCCCACCCCACCCCCAGACUAUCCCACCCCCACCCCCAGACUAUCCUGUCCCCACCCCCAGACAAUACCACACCACCCCCCCAGACUAUCCUGUCCCCACCCCACAGACUAUCCCACCCCCACCCCACAGACUUUCCCACCAACACCCCCAGACUAUCCUACUAUCCCACCCCACCCCCAGACUAUCCCACCCCCACCCCCCAGACUAUCCUGUCCCCACCCCCAGACAAUACCCACCACCCCCCAGACUAUCCUGUCCCCACCCCACAGACUAUCCCACCCCCACCCCCCAGACUAUCCCACCCCUACCCCCAGACUAUCCCACCCCUACCCCCAGACUAUACCAACCCCUACCCCCAGACUAUCCUGUCCCCACCCCACAGACUAUCCUGUCCCUACCCCCAGACUAUCCCACCCCACCCCCCAGACUAUCCCACCCCCACCCCCCAGACUAUCCUGUCCCCACCCCCAGACAAUACCACACCACCCCCCAGACUAUCCUGUCCCCACCCCACAGACUAUCCCACCCCCACCCCCAGACUAUCCCACCCCUACCCCCAGACUAUCCCACCCCUACCCCCAGACUAUACCAACCCCUACCCCCCAGACUAUCCUACUAUCCUGUCCCCACCCCCAGACUAUCCUGUCCCCACCCCACAGACUAUCCCACCCCACCCCCCAGACUUUCCCACCCCCACGCCCCCAGACUAUCCUGUCCCCACCCCCAGACAAUCCCCACACCACCCCCAGACUAUCCUGUCCCCACCCCACAGACUAUCCCACCCCCACCCCACAGACUUUCCCACCAACACCCCCCAGACUAUCCUACUAUCCCACCCCACCCCCAGACUAUCCCACCCCCACCCCCAGACUAUCCUGUCCCCACCCCCAGACAAUACCACACCACCCCCAGACUAUCCUGUCCCCACCCCACAGACUAUCCCACACCCACCCCACAGACUUUCCCACCAACACCCCCCAGACUAUCCUGUCCCCACCCCACAGACUAUCCCCCCACCCCACCAGACUAUCCCACCCCUACCCCCCCAGACUACCCCCCAGACUACUAUCCCACCCCACCCCCAGACUAUCCUGUCCCCACCCCACAGACUAUCCCACCCCCACCCCACAGACUUUCCCACCAACACACCCAGACUAUCCUGUCCCCACCCCACAGACUAUCCCCCCCCCCCAGACUAUCCCACCCCUGUCCCCACCCCCCAGACUAUACCAACCCCCUACCCCCCCAGACUAUCCCCACCCCAGACCCAACCCCACCCCCAGACUAUCCUGUCCCCACCCCACAGACUAUCCUGUCCCUACCCCCAGACUAUCCCACCCCACCCUGCCAGACAUCCCAAACCCCUCCCCCCAGACUAUCCCACCCCCACCCCCCAGACUAUCCUGUCCCACCCCCAUCCUGUCCCCCACAGACUAUCCCACCCCCACCCCCCCCAGACUAUCCUGUCCCCACCCCCAGACUAUCCCACCCCACCCCCAGACUAUCCCCCCCCCACGCCCCCAGACUAUCCUGUCCCCACCCCCAGACAAUCCCACACCACCCCCAGACUAUCCUACUAUCCUGUCCCCACCCCACAGACUAUCCUGUCCCCACCCCACAGACUAUCCCACCACACCCCGCAGACUAUCCCACCAAACCCCACAGACUAUCCCACCACACCCCCCUAUCCCACCACACCCCCAGACUAUCCUAUCCUGUCCCCACCCCCACAGACCCCAAUCCCACCACACCCCAAAGACUAUCCCACCCCCACCCCCAUCCUGUCCCCACCCCCCAGACUAUCCUACAAUCCCCACCCCCAGACUAUCCUGUCCCCACCCCACAGACUAUCCCACCCCUACCCCCAGACUAUCGCAACCCCCCAGACUAUUCCACCCCCUGGCCCAGUCCGCUAG
This is a messenger RNA of Oncorhynchus masou masou (cherry salmon), 2136 nucleotides long. RefSeq lists its product as uncharacterized. The record is from RefSeq and is a predicted model, not a curated record. NCBI's taxonomy places the organism in Eukaryota, Metazoa, Chordata, Actinopteri, Salmoniformes, Salmonidae. The coding region runs from base 1 to 2136 and encodes 711 amino acids. The transcript is spliced from 9 exons.